AUAUUAUUUCAUUUCCGUUAAAAAAGCAGCCAUUUUAUCAAAAAAAUGUGUCCAGUUUAAGAUUCUAUUGGAUAUAAUAUUUUGAGUACAAGAGUAGCGGGCUUCAAUUGGCGUGUCGUUACUGUAUCUAAUUUUGCGUCUAAAAACACUCAAAUACAGAGCUCGUCUUCACCGUUGAUAAUCAAACAAAAACUUUAAAACACCCUGAAAAAUCUUUUCGAAGUUCCCGUUUUCAAAAAAGAGCACAACGUUUUGUUUGCAUGCUGAAUCAAAGAAACACAUCUUGUAUCAAGAAACAUCUCAAUUUUAAUACAACUUACAUUCAUAUUUGCUAUAUUUAAAUCAAACGUCACUUUUAUAAAUAUAAACUAUCUGAUCAGCGGUUCGUUAAAUUCAUUGCUCAUCUGAUCAAUAUUAGGAGAAAUUGAUGCAAGUUUGGUCUCUUUAUAAUUUCUUCAACGAACUUACAUCAUUGUUCGUUGAACGCGAAAAAAUGAGUAUAAAUAAGGAGAGAUCGAGCAAAAAGUCAGAAAAACAAUUUUCCCUCUCACAACAUUUGAAGUUAUUAAAUCCAAUUAUUCGCCAAAUACUGAUCACUUAUCGAGAUAAAAACUCUUGAAACCAGUACAUUCUAGCCAAUCAUUUUCCUAAACAACCCAAAUUACAAACAAUGUAUGCUGAAGAUAAUGAUAUCACAGCUCUUGUCAUUGACAAUGGAUCCGGAAUGGUCAAAGCUGGCUUUGCUGGCGAUGAUGCUCCUCGAGCAGUCUUCCCUUCAAUCGUGGGUCGACCCAAAUACGAUAGCAUUAUGGUAGGAAUGGGAAACAAAGAAACAUACAUCGGAGAUGAGGCGCAGUCAAAAAGAGGAAUCUUGGCUCUCAGAAAACCAAUCGAACAUGGAAUCGUGACCAACUGGGAUGACAUGGAAAAGAUCUGGCAUCAUACGUUCUACAACGAACUCCGACUUGCCCCUGAGGAACAUCCGGUGCUCCUCACUGAAGCGCCUCUGAACCCGAAAGUUAACCGAGAAAAGAUGACCCAAAUCAUGUUUGAGACGUUCAAUGUUCCAGCGAUGUAUGUUGGUGUCCAAGCCGUUCUAUCACUCUAUGCUUCUGGAAGAACAACUGGAUGUGUUUUGGACAUCGGUGACGGUGUUGCUCAUACAGUUCCGAUAUACGAAGGCUACUCGUUGCCACAUGCCAUCCAGCGGAUGGACCUCGCAGGACGUGACUUGACCGGAUACCUUGCUCGCAUUCUCCAUGAGAAGGGCUACAAUUUUGUUACAUCUGCCGAAAUGGAAAUAGUUCGGGACAUCAAAGAGAAAUUAUGCUAUACUGCGUUCGACUUCGAUCAAGAAUUUCUGGAAUCCGAAAAAUCGAGCAGAGUUGAGAAAAACUACGAACUUCCCGACGGAGAGGUGAUCACGAUUGGCAGUGAGAGGUUCCGAUGUCCGGAGGUUCUGUUCAAGCCUGAACUGACUGGAAUGGAAGCAGGGCUCGGAGUCCACGAGAUGACUUACAAAGCAAUCCAGAAAUGCGAUGUUGACAUCCGCCGAGAUCUCUUCUACAACACUGUGCUUUCCGGUGGCACUACGAUGUUCCCGGGAAUCGCGGAGAGAUUGAGCAAAGAACUCACAGAACUGAAUGGCGACCGAGUAAGAGUGAAAGUGGUUGCACCUUCUGAGAGGAAGUACAGCGUCUGGAUUGGGGGCUCAAUUUUGGCUUCUCUGUCUUCUUUCCAGCAGAUGUGGGUAUCAAAAGAGGAAUAUGACGAGUGUGGACCGAGCAUUGUGCAUAGAAAGUGCUUCUAAUUUUAACUGAUGUUUGAAUGUUUGAUGCAGUUUUAAUUUAAUUUUUUUUAGGUUUGUAAAACCUGAUAUUUAUUCACAUUGUACAUUUUUUUUUUAAUUUUUUUUCUUCAAAAUAUAAUAUAAUUUAAUCCGAAA
Messenger RNA from Symsagittifera roscoffensis, 1945 nucleotides. RefSeq lists its product as uncharacterized. The coding region runs from base 671 to 1810 and encodes 379 amino acids. The transcript has a single exon. Lineage: Eukaryota; Metazoa; Xenacoelomorpha; Acoela; Convolutidae. The record is from RefSeq and is a predicted model, not a curated record.